CCGGCGAGCAGGUUGGAAUUGUGUGGUCUGGUGUCCUUCUCACCUCUGAUUGACAGCAUCAUGUGUGAAACCACGACAGACACGGGGAAUCCCUCACUCAACAAGCUGAUAGAGGAGUGGCUGAGAUGGGACAAAAACGAGAAGACGCAGGAUGAGUUGAAGGAGCUGGUGGCGCGGAAGGAGUUAGCUGAGGUGGAGAGGCUGCUGAAUAACCGUCUGUUGUUUGGUACAGCUGGGCUGAGGGGCCGCAUGGGGACUGGCUAUGCUCAGAUGAAUGACCUUGUCAUCAUUCAGACCUCGCAGGGCCUGGCCAAGUAUCUGACAGCAGUGCACCCUGAGGCCAAGAGUGAAGGUGUUGUGAUUGGCCAUGACAGCCGCCACAACAGCCACAGGUUUGCAAGACUGGCUGCUGCUGCAUUCCUCAAUGCUGGGGUGCCAGUGUACCUUUACAGUAAGAUAGUGCCCACACCUUUUGUUCCCUUUGGUGUGGUGCAGCUUGGGGCAGCAGCAGGUGUCAUGGUCACAGCCUCCCAUAAUCCCAAGGAGGACAACGGCUACAAGGUUUACUGGGGAAACGGAGCCCAGAUCAUCCCACCACAUGACACUGGAAUCCAGCAGAGCAUCGAGGAGAAUCUGGAGCCGUGGCAGGACGCAUGGGAUACAGAGAAGGCUGUGGCAGACUCACGCCUCAGUGACCCCCUUGUUGAGAUGUCUGGCAAGUACUUCACCAAGCUUUCAGCCUCCAUGCUUGACAGGGACAUGAACCAAGCAUCACCAGUCAGCUUCACAGUAACAGCCAUGCACGGCGUCUCGCAUGAGUACAUGGAGGAGGCUUUCAAGGUCUGCGGGUUUAAGCCAAUGGUGCCAGUAAAGGAGCAAAUGGUACCCGACCCAGAUUUUCCUACUGUCAAAUUCCCCAACCCUGAGGAAGGAAAGAGUGCCCUAGACCUCUCCUUCAAGACAGCCAAUGAGAAUAAGUCCACAGUGAUCUUGGCCAAUGAUCCUGAUGCAGACAGACUGGCAGUGGCCGAGAAGCAGCCCAAUGGACAGUGGAAAGUGUUCACAGGCAAUGAGGAGGGGGCACUGCUGGGCUGGUGGAACUGGCAGCGCUGUCAACGUCUGUCCCCACACAUUCCUGCCUCAGACUGUUACAUGGUGGCCUCCACUGUCUCCUCCAAGAUCCUGAGAGCCAUUGCCAACAAGGAAGGAUUUAACUUUGUGGAGACACUGACAGGCUUCAAGUGGAUGGGUAAUGUGUCCCAUGGCCUGAUGAAGCAAGGAAAGACAAUACUGUUUGCUUUUGAGGAAGCCAUUGGAUUCAUGAAUGGCUCUGAGUAUAUCCCAUCCCCCUCUCCCUCGUUCCCUUCCCCUCCCUUUCCCCAGGUGCUGGACAAGGAUGGGAUAUCAGCAGCUAUGUAUGUGGCUGAGCUGGCAACCCACCUGGCCAAGGAAAACAAAACACUCACAGACCAGCUGCAGGAAAUUUACAAGAUGUAUGGUUAUCACAUCUGUAACAACUCCUACUACAUCUGUCAUGACCAAGACACCAUCAGAAAUAUGUUCAAGAGGAUGAGAAACUUCUCUGGGAAGGACACAUACCCUGAGAGUGUUGGCAAUGGUCGUUUUAAAGUGGCUUCUGUGAGGGACCUUACUACUGGGUAUGACUCCUCCCAGCCUGACAAGUGUGCAGUGCUGCCUGUCUCCAGCUCUAGUGAAAUGAUUACCUUCACCUUUGGCAAUGGUUGUGUCUUGACACUAAGGACCAGCGGCACAGAGCCCAAGAUUAAGUAUUACUCAGAGAUGUGUGCCACUCCUGACCAAGGGGACUGGAAGGCUCUGGAGGUGGAGCUUGCAGACCUAGUGAAUUGUGUAGUGGAGGAACUGAUGCAGCCAAGCAAGAACAGCCUCAUUCCCAAGGCAGACUAAGAGGCCUUUCGCAAACCAUGACCACAUGUCAGCUCGCAUCUAUUCAGAUUAAAUGAGUGGAUAAGUCUG
Scylla paramamosain (green mud crab) is the source of this 1995-nucleotide messenger RNA. RefSeq names its product phosphopentomutase-like (gene Pgm2a). NCBI's taxonomy places the organism in Eukaryota, Metazoa, Arthropoda, Malacostraca, Decapoda, Portunidae. The transcript is spliced from 12 exons. Gene Ontology annotation, molecular function: phosphopentomutase activity; magnesium ion binding. Bases 61 to 1926 code for a protein of 621 amino acids. Gene Ontology annotation, biological process: carbohydrate metabolic process; purine ribonucleoside salvage. Gene Ontology annotation, cellular component: nucleus. The record is from RefSeq and is a predicted model, not a curated record.